Messenger RNA from Histoplasma capsulatum G186AR, 1017 nucleotides. RefSeq lists its product as uncharacterized. The transcript has 2 exons. The coding region runs from base 1 to 1017 and encodes 338 amino acids. The record is from RefSeq and is a predicted model, not a curated record. Gene Ontology annotation, cellular component: Dsc E3 ubiquitin ligase complex; endoplasmic reticulum. Gene Ontology annotation, biological process: protein processing. NCBI's taxonomy places the organism in Eukaryota, Fungi, Ascomycota, Eurotiomycetes, Onygenales, Ajellomycetaceae.
AUGAAGAACAUCUCCAGCAAAGCAACUAUGACAGAACACCUCCCCCCCGACCUCACCCUCCUCCUCACGAUCCGUUUUUCUGCCUCAAUCCCAGAUGUCCUCCUCGAAAUCCCUGACCCAACCCUCCUGACAGCCGCGGGCCUCAAACAACUCAUCCGCCAACAUCUCCCACAGGACCUCUCCACACACCGUCUCCGCCUCAUAUAUGCUGGCAAGGCCCUCAAUGAUACCUCUCCUCUCGCCUCCAGUCUAAAAAUCGCCUCUACCAUACCUGGGAUCGGACAUAAUAACCAUAAGACCUCAUCCCCGUUGCCGGAUUACUCCUAUUUGGUCGGUGCUGGGAAUAGGAAUGUGAAAGACAAAGGCAAAGCACCCGUGCGUGAUCCGCCCACACCACAGCUACGGACGUACAUUCACUGCUCGAUCGGAGAUAUCAUCCUCUCCGCAGCAGAGUUAGAGGUGGAGGCGCGGCUUGCACGUGCGGCGGAAGAAGAUGAUACAGAGGGCUGGGAAGGGACCAAGCGGCCAGUGGUGGAUAGCAAGUCCUCCUCUCUGCUUAUCCCUUCUUCUUCUUCUUCUCUCAACAACCCACCACAAUCCUCCUCCUCGUCAUCGUCCUUAGAUGCUUUUGCUACCGCACCGCGUGGUACCAUUUCCACUUCCACUUCUACACACCAUGGCCACGGCCAGCAGCACGCCCAAUCAGCAUCCACCUCCACCCGUCCAUCACCUACCCCCACUGGUCCCAGAGGCUUCGACCGCUUGUUAGAAGCAGGCUUCACAUCUGCCGAAGUGUCUGCACUGCGCUCGCAGUUCCUCGCCCUCCAGUCCCUCUCGUAUACGCCGGAUACAAUGCCGUCCGGCGCGGAGCUGCGACGCCUUGAAGAUAUAUGGAUGGACGAGGGGGCUUCUGCGGGCUCGAUGGAGAUGGGCGGCAGCGGCAUGGGGACAGGGGUUGGCGGUUUUUGUGGGGAUUGUGGUUAUUUUGGGUUUGGGGUCGUGGAGGUUUUGAACUGA